CACCAUGGUAAGAUUAAGAAAAACUACCAACUACAUUCCGUUACCUGUAUUCUUCAUCAUCGUUACAGUGGUAGCUUUAACAGUGAAUGCACAUUAUAUUAACAAUGUUGAACAUUUUGGUGCGAAAGCAGAUGGAAAGACUGAUUCAAGUUCAGCUUUUUUAAAAGCAUGGGCUGCAUCUUGUAGUUCAAUGGUACCAUCAACUGUAUAUGUACCUCGUAAGAAGUAUACUAUUGGUGAGACUGUUUUUAAAGGACCUUGUAACAACUCGGACAUCACAUUUCAAAUUGAUGGGGUUCUUAUUGCUCCUGAUUAUAAGCAGAUGAAUUUUUCGGCUCAGAAUUGGUUACUCUUUGAUCGAGUCGAUGGGUUGUCUGUAAUUGGUGGAUUCCUUGAUGGUCGCGGAACUAGUUUAUAUGCUUGUAAGGCUUCCAAUCAACAAGGAUGCCCUGACGGACCAACCACGCUUGCAUUCUAUACUUCCAAUAACAUCCUGGUGCAAAAUGUAAUCUCUGUGAACGCGAAGUUGUUCCACAUUGUUGUUCACUCGUGUUCAAAUGUGUUAUUACAAGGGAUCAAGAUUCAUGCACCAGACGAAAGCCUUAACACAGAUGGGAUACACAUUCAGAACUCGUUUAAUGUAAAAGUUUUGAAUGCCGGUAUAAAGACUGGAGACGAUUGCAUAUCUAUUGGCCCUGGCACUCAAAACUUAUGGAUCCAGCGUAUUGCAUGUGGUCCUGGACAUGGUAUAAGCAUUGGGAGUUUGGCUCAUGACCUUGAAGAAGAAGGCGUGCAAAACGUGACUGUAAAGACUGUGGUAUUCACUGAGACUCAAAACGGAUUGAGAAUCAAAUCUUGGGGAAGGCCUAGUAAAGGGUUCGUUAAAGGAGUAGUAUUUAAACACAUUACGAUGAAUAAUGUUUAUAAUCCGAUACUUAUCGAUCAAAAUUACUGUCCGCUUAAAGAAGGAUGCCCAGACCAGCAUUCCGGGAUACAAAUCAGUCAGGUAACAUUCGUUGACAUACAAGGGACAUCGGCAACACAAGUUGCAAUGAAAUUUGACUGCAGUGAAACUUCCCCAUGUAAAGACAUUAAGCUUCAGGAUAUUAAACUCACUUAUCAACAAGAAAAACAGCAACAGUUGCAGGAACCGGCAGAAUCCUUUUGUAAGAAUGUUUUUGGAGUUGCUCUUGGUCCAGUACUCCCUCCAAGUUGUUUAUAGAAAUUGCAAUAUUUAUAUCUUAGCUGCACAAAAGAUAACUUGAACAUUACUAGCCGGUUGGCAUGUGCAUCGCGUAUGCUUUCAAGUGCUUGCAAGUGGAACCAAAUUUGUACAUUACUCAACCGGAAAGAACAAAAAAAAAAAAGGUGCAAUUACAUUUCCUGGC
Molecule: messenger RNA, 1388 nt
Organism: Papaver somniferum (opium poppy)
Lineage: Eukaryota; Viridiplantae; Streptophyta; Magnoliopsida; Ranunculales; Papaveraceae
Product: polygalacturonase-like
Exons: 4
Coding region: 5-1222 (405 amino acids)
Biological process (GO): carbohydrate metabolic process
Molecular function (GO): polygalacturonase activity
Source: RefSeq, a predicted model, not a curated record